CUCUUUCGUUUGUUUGAUUUGCGGAUUCAAAAAAAAAGAAAGAGAAAAAAAGAAAAAAAAAUCUGAAUUCUGCUCUGCGAUUGCUGCGUGGCGAUAUGGAGAUGGACAGUAAAGACUCGGCGCGGCUCGCGCUCGUCCUCGCGUCCGCGGUCCUGUGCGGGAUCGCGCUUCGCCCGGCCGGCGGCCACCUCUACAACAACCGCUACGCCGGCGACCAGGUGGUGAGAGUGACUCCCCACACCACUGAGGACGUUCGGGUGGUCAAGAGGCUUUUUGAAAACCUGAAGGUGGACCUUUGGCGGCCGAACAGCUUGACCUUGAUCCAGGCGGACAGCGAUGUGGACGUGCACAUCGGCCAUGGCGACAUACGGGAAUUGAAGGGUCGUCUGAAGGGGGCGCACAUCUACCACAGGGUCCUUAUCUCCAAUCUCCAAAAGGAAAUUGAGAAACAGUUGGCAGUCCGGUCAACCAGGAAACGCAGAUCGGAUUUCCAGUAUGACUACGAGGUCUACCACUCCCUGGACGAGAUUAAGAGCUGGAUGUUUGAGAUGAACAGGACCCACCCACAUGUGGUGGACAUGUUCUCCAUUGGGCGGUCGUACGAGGGGAGGCCUCUCUACAUCCUCCAGCUAGGAAAGAGAACGCAUCCGUACAAGAAGGCCGUGUGGAUGGACUGCGGAGUGCAUGCCCGCGAGUGGAUCGGGCCCGCCUUCUGCCAGUGGUUCGUCAAAGAAGCGCUCAACUCCUAUCGGACGGAUCCUGUAAUGAGAAGGCUGAUGAAUCACCUGAACUUCUACAUAAUGCCCGUCUUCAACGUGGACGGGUACCACUACAGCUGGACCACAGACCGACUGUGGAGGAAAACGCGCUCGAGGAUCGCCAGGUACCAAUGCCGUGGGGUGGACGCCAACAGGAACUGGAAGGUCAAGUGGUGCGACGAGGGCGCGUCUUCGCAUCCGUGUGACGAAACCUACUGCGGGCCCUACCCGGAGUCGGAACCCGAAGUGAAGGCUGUCGCCAGGUUCUUGCGCAAGCAGAGGAAGCGGGUCAAGGCCUACAUCUCCAUCCACGCUUACGCUCAGAUGCUCCUGUACCCGUACUCCUACAAAUACGCCACCAUUCCUAACUUCACAUGUGUCGAAUCGGUGGCUCACAAUGCCGUCAACGCACUGUACUCUGCUUACGGAGUGAGGUACAGAUACGGGCCCGCGUCCACCACUCUGUAUGUGAGCUCCGGCAGCUCGAUAGACUGGGCCUACAAGAAUGGGAUCCCCUACACGUUUGCCUUCGAGCUGCGGGACACUGGCCACUACGGCUUCCUGCUGCCCGAGUCCCUGAUCAAUCCCACUUGUACGGAGACCACGCGGGCGGUCAAGACCAUAGCGUCCGGUUUACUGAAGAAAUGCUCACGAGGGAAACCAGCGGCUGCUCCCGGACACCCCCGUUUCUCUCUCUGAUUCCACCCCGGACUCUGUCUCUCCGCCCUUCUCUCUAUCGCUCUCUGUCCAUCUCUUCGGUCCUCCGUCAAGACUCCAGCUGGAGUUUGCGUUCCUUCACUACAGCGGCGCUCGGGUCGCUCAGCUUAUGCAGACUAACUCAUUGAACCUAAUUUGGCUUCUCGUGGACUUGCAUGCAUUUCUUAAAAUAGGGGGGAAAAAAUUAUUUUGUGCGUCGUCAGUUAUUGAGGUCCAAGGAACCAUUUUUGACCAGUGUGGACAUGCAGAAAAAAAAAGUGUUUAAGUUAAUGUUGGUAUAUUAUUUCACAGAUGUUAAAAUAGCAACCAACAAGUUAUCAUUUCACGUCAAUCCCAAUAUACCAUCAUCCAUAGAAAAAUAACUAAUCAAUAACGGGUGACGAUUGAACAGAAAAGCAAGGAAGGUGGUUGCUAUCAGACACAUCCCAUCAGAUGCCGCACAGAUUUUGAAUUUACUCCGUUCAUGUCGGAGCGUGGCGCAACUUCAAUAAAUCCACGUUGUUGUCCGCAUUUAUUUGCCACUCGAGAAAAAGUAGGUGUCCGACUUCACGGUUGGCGAGCUAAUUCGAGCACUUCACAUACGGUUUUGGAUGUUCACCGUUGUUAUGCUGGUUCAUUUGAACAGGUGACAGCACUUGUCUAGGGGUUUAAAAGUCCUCAUUUAUGUUUUAAUCAACCUAAUAUUCACUUAAGUUAUUAAUGGGCAGAUUAAAUGUGUUUAUGAAAAUUGCAGGGAAAAGCCUGCGGUGUCAGUUUUUGUCAGCCUUGUUCAGCAUAAAAAUGAGGUUUUGUCCAGGAGCGUUACGGUUUUCCAUUGUUCUGCUUCGUGCUUCUUCAAUCGCACGAGAAGUAUUUUGGACUCCGCUCCAUAACCAAGGGCUUUGAGACCAAUGUUUUGGACUUGUGGAGAGUCUCCUGUCUGACUGCGAGAGGCUUGAUUUUACCAUCAUGUGACCGGUGGCAGGGGACAUGGUGGUGCAGCGGGUUUGGCCGGUU
Molecule: messenger RNA, 2471 nt
Organism: Scleropages formosus (Asian bonytongue)
Lineage: Eukaryota; Metazoa; Chordata; Actinopteri; Osteoglossiformes; Osteoglossidae
Gene: cpa6
Product: carboxypeptidase A6
Exons: 11
Coding region: 96-1457 (453 amino acids)
Biological process (GO): proteolysis
Molecular function (GO): zinc ion binding; metallocarboxypeptidase activity
Source: RefSeq, a predicted model, not a curated record